Spirometra erinaceieuropaei is the source of this 4139-nucleotide messenger RNA. Lineage: Eukaryota; Metazoa; Platyhelminthes; Cestoda; Diphyllobothriidea; Diphyllobothriidae. The record is from the annotation of a GenBank genome assembly.
AUGUAUGCUGAGAGUGGUUUUACUUCCCGUGCAACAGAGGGAUCGGGCACCGCCGCUGACGGUCUGGGUGAGGUGGAAGAGGAGAAGGAGGACGACGUCAUAGACCCCAGCUUUCUUUCCACCUUUGAUGGUAAUGAAAGCGUAGAUUACGGUGGCGAUGAACCAACCCCGGAUUUAUACGCCGUGCUCGGUGUGGCGAAGGACGCCUCAGAAGCCGAUAUUCGGGCGGCAUACCGUCGUCUAUCGCGAUUUUUGCAUCCCGACAAGCAUGUCGCAUCAGCCGAAACCAACUGUCUCCCUGAGGACGGUGGCGGUUCUGCCAUUCUUGCGGAUGCGGAGGCUGCUUUCGGCCGGCUUACGACGGCCUACAACAUCCUCUGUGAUCCUCACAAGCGCGCCAUUUAUGACCAAUACGGAUUCACGGGUAAGCGGUGCUAUGCGGCCAAGUGGAUAGAUAGACUCCCAUUAAUUAAAACUUUUGACGCCGGUUUAUACCUUAGUUCCGAGGGCGCUUUUUCGAAGGGAUUCGGCCCACCUUGCGUUAUUUCCAGUCAGACGAGAAAAUUUGUUGAAACUUUUUCUGACGUGCAUUUCGGGAGAUUUUGUCUCAUGACCCAUUCCUGUAGACCAAACCUUCAAGCAUCCGUUCGGUUAUUGUAUGGCAACCAGGAUUGACCAUCCUAACGCGUCAGUCAGCAACUUGUCCUGUUAUUCGAGGUCGGUUCAUUUUCGCACUAUUUACCUCUCCCCAACACAGUAAUUAGUUUCACCUCUAAGCAUUGAGCUCUUUUAAACCAUAUUUUUGCCCUCAGAACAACCAAGAAGUUCGGGUUUGCCGACGAAACCAUACCCAUUAGAAUCGAAAGUUUGCGUGAAUGCCUACUCAAAGUAUUUCGAUAGCCUAACGAAACUAUAUACAUGUCCAUUUUCACCAUUUUUGCUCCUUACCACUCGUUCAUUUGUCCAACCCUGGUGUCACUACCCCAAGACUGGACAGUUACUAUUGUUUUAAAUAUCAGUCUUUAAGGCAUGAUUCCACGUGCUAGCUCUAUUAGAUCCGUCUCAAGCUAUGUUCUACUCUAGGAUUACGCAUGCAAGGUUGGGAAUUAGCCGUUCGCGAUAAAUCGGCGGCUGAGCUACGACUAGAAUAUCUCUUACUGAAGGCAAAGGCAAAGGAGGAGGAUCAGAAGCGUUUUCUGCAGGCUGAAUCAGAAUUCUCCGCAGGCGUUGACUUGACCGACGUCUUUGAUCGGUACUUGAAGGUUAGCCUCCUUAUUUUUUUAUUUGUGGCGGCCACAAGUAGAUCCAGCAAGAGUAGAAUGGGUGCGCACGUGGAUGUUUUCCAAAAGAACCACAGUCUGGCUGUACGCCGAGCGCCCCUCGAUUGUCUGUUCCGAAAAUAACUGUCUUCGUUUAUAGGAUCCUCCCCAAGAGCGUGUCGGCCUACCCUCGAUCUACGUGAAUGAGGUGUACUUGUCUCAGUCCAUUACUGUCUGCCGCACUCUUUGGCAUACAGUCAGCCUAGCUGGACAGGUCGCCGCGCGCAAUGGCGUUGGUGCGGGCACACUUAUCGGUGUUUGGCAGCGUCGGCUCUCCUCCAAGACUCCGCUGGUUGGUGCGGGCAACGUAGAAACCCUUGUAAGCGAUCCUGUUUUCUACAUCCACCUCCUAUUUAAAUCUUGCAUCUUGGCAACCUGAUGAGAUGCUGCCCUGCGUGUGCACUUUUCUACAGGUGACCUGUUAUUUUCUGAUCAACUGAUCAACUCAUUACGAAGAUACUUCUUCCCCACUAAACCCGGACUUAUUUUUUGUGGAUUUUAGUGUAGAAAAAAUCAGCUCGGUUCGUGAAGACGGGGCCGCAACAAACAGCUUAUCUCUAAAACAACAAUUUAAUAUUCAGGCAACUGAAAAUAUUGUCUCAAGCAUGACCUUGCACUAAUAAAUACGGUAGGAUUGUAUGCAUCCACACCGUCCAACUUUCACAGUUGACUGGCCUUUUAUUUGGUUUGCGCCAUCAGGCUAACCGUUUGUGACCCACUGUUAUCAUUCCCUGUCUUGCUAAUGACGAGAUUAGUGCUGAAGACGGUGCCUGUGAUGCUACGUGACUGGGCACUGCCGCUGCCACCUGCACUAUAACUUCUCGGAACCACAUAGACGAAUGCCUUUACAUCUACUCCCCUAAGUUGUUUUAUUCUCUGCCAAAAAGAAACCGACCGCCCAUUCCUGAAAGACUAAAGUGAACGUAAACAGGACAAAAAAUUUCCCCACUGGUGUGUUGUUGUCACAUAUCCAGACAAUUCUAGUCGUUAAAUUCGUUAUUCUGCUUGUUCGCUCACGGGCUAAAGGCAUGACAGCCACCGGCUUUAAGGAACCAAGUGUGCGAAUGACACCGUUUCGAAAGCAGGGUUUUUAGAGAGUUGCCUAACGCCUUUCCAGUUUGUGAUUAAAUACGUAUUGCCUGGCAAUCGAAUUUUCCGUAGAAGGGUGCGGUAGCAGACAAGUACCAUCGCAGUUCAGGGAGUUGGGUGCAGAUUUGGUAAUCGAACUCCAGUAAAGAAACCACGGCAGCCAUCUUGCACAUAGCCACCACACAUUACAGUUCAAUAACAACACUCGCUACGCAAACCCCGACCUCCGUUGCAUCUACAUUUUAAUUUUUGUGUUGCAAUAUUAUUCCCUCUUCAUAUAAUCGCUUAAAAGAUCAGUCCGAAAGGGUAUUAAUGAUAUUGUGGUGCUUUUCUCCCCAGCCUGGACAGCUGGGAAAAGGGUUGUUGCAGAACAUUUCGAGGCUUUCUCAUUUCGUCAACUGCUUCUAUAUCUUCCACCUUGGUAGUGUUUCGUCUAAGCACUGCAUUUUCUGGUGCUUUUUUCCCCUCCCCUGAUAGGUGUCCUGCGGUCGCGGCGGACGCGGGCUUGGUGUGGGUGUCAAAUUGUUCAAAGACUUGCAUGAUCGUCUCUCUGGGUUUGUGGGCCUCGAGGUAGCCCAGAUGCGAUCCAGACGAUCCAGCUCACUGGCUCUCCUGCCCGGCGCCUCAUUGGGCUUCACCUUCCAGAUCGCGCCGCGCAUAUACUCCCGCCUACAAUACGCCAUCAACCUCAACGGCGGUCUUUCGUCUGAAGUCUGGUGGACAAGUGAAAGGGGUGAACGCAGCUGCCGACUACACUGUCGUCUCUCCAAUCUUGGUGAACUUUUUCUUACGACACGCUUUGAGAGUACUGUUGGCUGGGCAUGGCUCAAUCCCUUCCAACCACCCACCACUGUGGGCUCAGAACGUUACCCUGGCCGCGACAAGUGUCCCGAGUGGGUCGACCCAGCAGACGAAGAAGAGGGUGGUGACCUACUUGCCGCACAGAACCGAGGUCGGGUCUCGGUGUCCCUAGGCUGCAACAGCUACGAUCUCCUCGAGGCCCGUCUAGGUGUCAAUUGUAUCCUAUCGGAACUGACCCGUCUUUCAGGCGAAAUCAGCGCCAGUUGGAUGCAAGGCGUUGGCCUAAAACUGGGCCUCCACCGGGGCGGCCAAUCCUACAGUCUGCCAAUCCGGCUCUCCGACAAUCGCGACUUUGCUGCUCUGGGUUACGGAGCCAUCAUACCGGUCCUAGUGUUUGGCGUGGUGCGCAGCCUAGUCUACGAUCCCUGGAUGCGACGGCAGAUACGCCGGCUUCAGGAAGUGCGGCGUCGGCGCCUGCGUGACCAACUACAACAGUUACGCGGUGAGGCUCUGGCUACUCAAGCCCUGAUGCAGCACGCUUCGACGCGCUCCGCUAAUGCGGAGAAAGCGGUCAAGGGGCUAGUCAUUGUGAACGGCCUCUACGGCUACCUACGGGCUGAAAACCCUGGUCUGCCCUUAGACCCCGAUGAUGGCGGGCCCAUGUGUUUGGACGUGACUGCGCCAUUGCAGGUCGCUGUGGAAAACCACCAGCUUCGCCUUCCGCCUGGUCGAUGGGCCGACCUUCAGGGAUUCUAUGAUCCCUGUGCGGGCCUGAUGACAACCUCUGCCGGUGGCCUCCUACCCAUGACGCGGAGGCAGCUUUUCGUUGCCUACUCCUUUAAUGGCCUUCCCCAUGAAGUACUGGUGGAGGAGACACAAGGCCUUGCCAUACCGAUGGCCAAACACCGCGUAUCCGCCUAUGGGCGUUAG